This is a messenger RNA of Striga asiatica, 1820 nucleotides long. The record is from the annotation of a GenBank genome assembly. Lineage: Eukaryota; Viridiplantae; Streptophyta; Magnoliopsida; Lamiales; Orobanchaceae.
AAAAUUUAAUAAUUGAGCGAAAAUUGGCACACUAAGGGAGGCUAAUAGCAUGAUUUCUUAUUGGGGCUUCAAAUUUACACUAUCUGAUUGCAAAUAAGGAAUAUUUUCCUUUCUUUCCAACCUGGGAAUUUCAAAGCAUAUCAACAGAAAUAAUGAAUCUGGGUGAGGAAAAAUAUGUAAGGUUCGAAGAAUGCGAUUCCGAAAAAUCCUUCAGCCUCAACUCCACCCCACGCCGUGGCCUAAUCCCAAUACGAAAACCAAGAAUAAGCUCGAUUAUGGAUGUAAUUAGAAGUGGGGUUAGUAGAAGCUCUAAAAGACUAAAAAGCUUGAGAAAUUGGUCCUUGCAUGGCUACUAUUCACCGAGCAAUAAGCCGGCCAAGCCCACAAAACGGACCAAAAUUCUCGAUCCUCAAGAGCCCUUUCUUCAGAGAUGGAACAAAAUAUUUGUGCUUGCUUGCAUAGUUGCCAUCUCACUCGACCCUCUCUUCUUCUAUAUUCCGGUGGUGGAUGGCGAGAGGCGGUGCCUGUCCUUGGACAAAAGGCUUCAGAUCAUAGCUUGUGUUCUUAGGACAUUUAUCGACUUCUUUUACGUGUUUCACAUUUAUCUGCAAUUCCGAACCGGUUUUAUUGCACGCUAUACUAUGGUGUUCGGGAGGGGCGAGUUGAUCGUCGAUCCUAAAGCUAUCGCAAAAAGAUACUUGUCGUUUUAUUUCAUCAUCGAUACGAUCGGAGCCAUAUGGUACAUGAUCGCAGUCGAGCGCCAGGACCGGUGCUGGCGCCGGGCGUGCCGCCAUCACGGUGGCUGCAACUUAAACGAUCUCUACUGUGGCGGAGUAGUUCACGGCAACACUUCAUUUUUGAAUUCGUCUUGUCCACUGCUCGAGCCGGAUAAGAUAACCAGCCCAAACGAGUUCGAUUUCGGCAUCUUCCUCGACGCGCUCCAGUCUCAGGUGGUCGAACACAGAGACUUCCCCAAGAAACUCUUGUACUGCUUUUGGUGGGGUCUGCGCAAUUUAAGCUCACUGGGUCAGAAUCUGAAAACAAGCACUUUUGUGGGGGAGAUUCUUUUUGCUAUCUUCAUCUCCAUUGUUGGGCUGGUUUUGUUUUCCCUGCUCAUUGGGAACAUGCAGAAAUAUUUACAGUCUAUCACGGUAAGGGUUGAGGAAAUGAGGGUGAAAAGGCGAGAUGCUGAGCAAUGGAUGUCUCACCGUAUGCUUCCCGAGGAUUUAAGAGCACGCAUAAGAAGAUACGAGCAGUAUAAAUGGCAACAAAACAGAGGGGUCGAAGAAUAUUCUUUGAUCCGUAACCUUCCAAAGGACUUGAGGCGGGACAUCAAGCGUCACCUCUGCUGGACUUUGCUCACAAGAGUGCCGAUGUUUCAAAAAAUGAACGAGCAGCUGCUAGACGCCAUGUGUCAUCACCUGAAGCCGAUCCUCUACACAAAGGACAGCUAUAUUGUCCGCGAAGGGGACCCAGUGGACGAGAUGCUCUUCAUAAUGAGGGGCAAAAUAUUUACGAUGACCACCAAUGGUGGCCAAACGGGCUUUUUCAACUCUACUUAUCUAAUGGCGGGUGACUUUUGUGGUGAGGAACUCCUGACGUGGGCCCUCGACCCAAACUCCUCGACCACCCUUCCUAUCUCGACCAGGACUGUGAGGGCUGUCAAGGAUGUCGAAGCCUUUUGUUUGAUGCCCGAAGACUUGAAAAGUGUCGCAUCCCAAUUCAGGCGCCUUUUCCAAGGCAAGCAGCUUCAGCACAUUUUCAGGCGAGUUUUUUUGUUUUAUUCAUCUUUUGACAAGAUUUUCAUGAGUUGGCUGUAG